AACACUGCAUUCUGGUUUGCAAAGCAUUUAUUUCUUCUGUAGUUUUUUUCCUUCCUUUUAGUCUUCUCGUUAGUAUUUAGUGCGAUGGCAUUAAUGGCGGAAGUGAAGGCAAUAAUGGGUUUCGUGGUCCUCGUGGCUCUGAUUGGCGCUGCUGACGUGGCUGCACAGACAGACUGUCAAACGGAGAUUGGUACGUUGCUUCCGUGUGUUAGCUACGUUGGAGGCAAUGAUAAAGAGCCGUCUGCAGCUUGUUGCAGCGCCUUGGCUAAGGUUGUGAGUACCAAUGCCAGCUGUCUGUGCCUUGUUUUAACUGGCAAUUCGGGGUUUCCGAUCAAUAUGACCAAGGCUUUAGCCCUUCCCACCGCUUGCAACGUCGUCACUCCACCUGUCAGCGACUGUAACAAAGCUACAGCUCCUGCCCCUACUGUGGUAGCUUCAGGCCCCAUAUCGAAUCCCGGCAACGCUCCACCGCCUGCUACAGGAGCCAACACUAACGCAGGCACAGUUUUUGCACCGUCGAUGGUAGCGAUCGCUUCUAUGACGGCACUGGUUUUAAUGAAAGCUCUCGGAUGAGAGAAACAUACAAAUGGUUUACCGCUUUUGAUUUGGGGAAGGAUUUGACCUGAUUAUGAUUAUCAAGGAAUUGUUAUUAUCUCAAUGAGUUAUUAAAUAGUUUUCCUUUUCGUUUUCAA
This is a messenger RNA of Cryptomeria japonica (Japanese cedar), 692 nucleotides long. RefSeq names its product non-specific lipid transfer protein GPI-anchored 19. NCBI's taxonomy places the organism in Eukaryota, Viridiplantae, Streptophyta, Pinopsida, Cupressales, Cupressaceae. Bases 85 to 573 code for a protein of 162 amino acids. The transcript has 3 exons. The record is from RefSeq and is a predicted model, not a curated record.